ACGGAAAACUAACGCCGCGGUCACAUUGGCAAACCUAACUCCAAAUCGAUCAAAUCUAUUACGUUAAAUCCAAUGACACGCCAUCGAUUGGUUUGCACACGUCUUCAUUUGUGUGGCUGUUUUAUCAAAGUACGACAUGUCUCACUCCGAUAUAAAGUAAACAAAAAGUUCAUUGGUCAUGUUGGUACAAUGUGUACUGUCGCUCCUCGCAAAUACAGUUCCACCAAUUGUCAUAAUGGGGCCUAUAUUGUGAUGGGCACGUACGUACUGAAGUAUUUGUGGAUCAAAUUAUAUUCAUUUCAUAGUGGGUCAUAAAAGAAGAGUGCAUUUGAUCUUGGUCUUCAUUUUGUCAUCAACUGGAACGAACCAUGUCCAAAGAUUCGACGACCGAAGGGUUCUCUUCUCGGGUACCCGACUGCGUGGCAGAAUCAUGCUUCGAAUACCAAGGCGUCAUUUUAUCAUAUAUCACGCCAAAGAGGGCGAUAGAUGCAGUUCGAAAUUCGAAAGUCAGGCCCGAUGAUUUAUACAUCGUCACAUAUCCCAAAUCAGGUACUACAUGGGCAGAGCAAUUAUGUGUACUGAUUAAGGGUGAUGGAGAAAAAUCGACGUUGGAGGGCACCCAUAUCAUGAAGCUGGUUCCUUUCAUUGAGAUCUGUUUAGACCAUAAGAAUCCAGAGACGUCACCUUUGAAGAUAGAUCAAGCUGAAAAGAUGCCCUCUCCAAGGCUCCUCAGGACGCACUGUCUUCCAAAGUUCUUACCUUAUGACGUCAGCACUGAUGAUCCGAAAGCUAAGGUUCUUUACGUCGCCCGGAACCCUAAAGAUGCUGCCGUUUCUUACUACCACUUCUGUAACUAUGUUCCUCCGUUACCGUCUUACCCAUCCUGGGAUGUCUUCUUUGAAGAAUUUCUCGCCGGGAGAGUUCCCCAAGGAUCUUGGUUCGAAAACGUGUUACCAUGGUGGAGGAGAAGAAAUCAUCCUAAUGUUCUCUUUCUCAAGUACGAAGAUAUGAAGAAGGAUCUCCCGAAAGCCGUCAAACAAAUCGCCGAAUUCAUGGGCAAAUCUUUCACCGAUGACGUCAUACAGAAGAUAGCGGAUGCAUCAACAUUCAAGGCGAUGAAAGAAAGCUCCUCUUCGAAUCCAGAUAUUCUAAUUCAAGGGCGCGCUGGUGAGGGCAACAAAUCCUUCAUGAGAAAAGGUGUUGUGGGAGACUGGAAGAAUUAUUUCUCAGAUGAUCAAAACAAACGAUUCGAUGAGCUUUACAACAAGGAAAUGGCUGGAUCUGGUCUUGAGAUGGAUUUCGGGUCCCCUUAAAAAAAGAGGACAUAAUACAGGGGCCGCGGAACCGGAGGGGGCUGGAUGGGCUUCAGCCGCCACAUUUAUCCAAGCUUACACGUAAAAUCGACGAUCUGAUUGUGAUUUUAUGCAUGGUGACCCCCCCCCCCCCC
Lytechinus variegatus (green sea urchin) is the source of this 1447-nucleotide messenger RNA. RefSeq names its product sulfotransferase 1C2-like. The record is from RefSeq and is a predicted model, not a curated record. The coding region runs from base 369 to 1313 and encodes 314 amino acids. The transcript is spliced from 8 exons. Gene Ontology annotation, cellular component: cytoplasm. Lineage: Eukaryota; Metazoa; Echinodermata; Echinoidea; Temnopleuroida; Toxopneustidae. Gene Ontology annotation, molecular function: sulfotransferase activity. Gene Ontology annotation, biological process: sulfation.